Molecule: messenger RNA, 1303 nt
Organism: Danio rerio (zebrafish)
Lineage: Eukaryota; Metazoa; Chordata; Actinopteri; Cypriniformes; Danionidae
Source: RefSeq, a predicted model, not a curated record
AUCAAACAACACAGGGAACAUUGAUGAAAUCCCACAUCAAUGCUAAAUUUGAAUUGACAAUUGAGCCUAAAUAUGGAAAGUGCAUCUGUGCACAAUCAGACUGUCGCUGCAUAUUCAACAUGCCUAAAGCAUAACAGAUUGUAAUUUGCAUACAAAAUGUGUCUGUCUAAAGCAAACAUGUACAGUAACAGGAGGAGCCAGAGUUUCUGGCAGAUAUAAAGAGUGUGUUAGUUUGAUUGAACAGCACAAACGGUGAGUUACUGCUACUUGCACAAUGUUUAAGGAAAUAAUGUCAAAGCAGAUUAUGUGAACAGUUUUGGUGUUUUCAUCCAGAUAAUACUGAGUUCAGCUGUGAUCAACUGAGCAGAGAUGAUGAUGACAUCGAUGGUGUUUUUGGUGGCUCUUCUCUCGAUUGUUCUGGUGAACGGAUGCAGUGAGGAUGAAGACUCGCCUGUCGACUGUUCUGAGCUUAAUAAAGCAGGAGAAACUCUCAGUGGGGUUUACACCAUUCAUCCAGCCGGGGAUGCUCCAGUCUGGGUUUACUGUCAGAUGGUUUCAGAUGGGAAAGAUGAAGAGAACGGAGGAUGGACGGUGAUUCAGAGGAGGAUGGACGGCAGUGUGAAUUUCUAUCGGCCGUGGAGAGACUACAAGAGAGGAUUCGGGAAUUUGGAGGGAGAAUACUGGCUGGGGCUGGAGAACCUCUACCAGCUGACACGCCACAAGGAUCACAUGCUGAGAGUGGAUCUGGAGGACUUUGAAGGAAGGAAAGGUUUCGCUCAGUACUCGUCCUUCUCUGUGGGUUGUGAAACUGAUGGAUAUCAGCUCCAGGUUUCUGGAUUCACUGAUGGAGGAGCAGGCGACUCAAUGACCUACCACAAUGGAAUGAAGUUCAGCACCUUUGACAAGGACCAAGACAACUUUGACAAGAGCUGCGCCAGACUUUAUCUUGGGGCCUUUUGGUACGAUAACUGUCACCAUGCAAACCCCAAUGGUGUGUACUUGUGGGGAGAAGAUGCCACCAUUUUUGCCAUUGGAAACGUUUGGUACGGCUGGAAGAACAAUUAUGGGAUUGGUAUGAAAUCCAUCACCAUGAAGAUAAAGCAUGUGCCUUAGAUGUUUGAAGAAACUAACAACACAACGAUGACAUCAAGGUUCAAGGGUUUCCCUUUCUCUGUCAGUGAUGAAACGUAGUAAACUGUGUAGUAAAUCAAUCAUUGUUUUCUUCUAUUUUGGGUCACUUUAAACUCACUAAAUCUGAAAUGAAUCAAUAAUAAUCGUCAAUAAACUCCAGCAAUGAAAGGCA